This is a messenger RNA of Aureobasidium musti, 7731 nucleotides long. The record is from the annotation of a GenBank genome assembly. NCBI's taxonomy places the organism in Eukaryota, Fungi, Ascomycota, Dothideomycetes, Dothideales, Saccotheciaceae.
GCCGAAAUGACAUCAGACGGCAGCGGGCUCAGCGCGAAGGAUGUUCAAGACUUGAUCAACCACAUCGUGCUGCCACCGAAGCUACCACAAUGCGAAGACACGACUUCCAUCGGCAUUAGAAGAAAUCUUCUGGAUCUUUUGCAGAAUGUCGUCAAAACAUUCGAACACCGCACUUGUGCUGCUUGGGUUUCGGUUUCCAAGAUGCUGUUAACACUGGGUGAGACCGCGCACGGAAACACUCUGCAGAACGAUUCGCUCAGCACCCACUGCCUCGCUCUGGACCUUCCACUACACAACUCGGCUCUGUUGUUUUUACGCCAAAAUUCAGAGACCAUUGUUAUCGAGGCUUUCGAGGUCUCGGCCACCAAUGAGAGCAUCUUGAGCGCGCAAGGCCGGCUCACGAGAACGUUUCCUGGCCGCGCGGUAGCCUGCUCACGCGAAAAGUUCUUCGAUGUAUCUUUCCAAGCCGAACUUUGCAUUGCGCUUCGCCGGCUCAUCAGCGAAGGACCACCAAAGUCCUAUCAACCUCAGACUAUUCGAUUGGAAAAUACUCUUCACGAAACCAGAGAUACAAUGCAUCCCGGCUUCGUCAGCGACUACCUGAUGACGAUCCUGAGUGUAGUCGGCAAGAAUCACUCAUCAAUUACAAGCCAGAAGCACACUCGCGAUGACAUCCUCUGGAAGAACACUGAACUCUGCUGGCGAAGAGAGCCUUUCUGGCUCUUGUGCAAGGUUGCAAUCUUGCGCACCCUGCUGAUCACUUCGCCACCACCAGAAGCUCGAGAGCAAUACAAGUCUUUCAUGCUCGAUGCUGUUGCCUGCCUUNUGCAACGUUCCUGUGAGAUAUCCGUUGAUCCUCAGCUCCGAUCUGUUGUUCAUGCCAAGCUUGCUCGACGUGUCUUGAAGUAUGAGCAGGAUUUUGGGAAGAAGCCCAGUGACAACAUCUCAGCUAUCUCGAGUAAGGCCCGAGCAGCCCUGGAACAUGUCUGGACUCAACACAGUGAAAGAUUUGAAAGUGUUGCAGAUAUCAGUGUGAAAGAAUGGGAACAUGCCACUUCCCUGGCUCUCCCUAAGGUUCGAGAAGAAUUGGCGCGGAUGUCUGCUCCUCAUUCGAGUGCUACCUGCUCAACAUUCAAGCCCAGUCUGAGAUCACCAUCACGCUACACUCAGAAGCCAAACAUACUUCCUUCAGGCGCGGAGCAGUCUUCAGGGUUGACGGAUCUUAUCGACAUUGAGAACUGGGUUGAUCAUAACCUUUCGGGCUGGACCAAAAUCGCACUGGCGAACCAAAUCACUGAACCCUGUCAAAAGCUGCAAGAACUGGUCGAGAAUUACUGGUCUCGAGCCUCCUCGGCUUAUGAAUGCAACCCGCUUGAAAAGUCGUGUGCAUUGCUCGUGGUGCUGGAACUCUGGGUUGCGUUAGACAGAAUCUGCACCUCGCAGAUCCCUCUCAUGCUGAAGUACCCUCCCGAGAUACCGGUCGACGCCAUUCAACCUCUUCUGCUCCCCACAGCACGCCAGAUGCAACGUCUUCACGCGGUAGAAUCACACAUCAACGAACGUUGGUCACAAGCAUCGUUUCACGAACAAAGCGCCUACGCGAAUCCCACAGACAACAGCUUCUGUGUUCGCUACUAUGAUACCUCCUCGGCCCUUCAGGAUCUUCACGAACAGAUCAAGAAGUCUGAUGCAGACGGAAGGGCAGCAAAGAAUCGAGAUCUAAUCCUAACAAUGAACAAUUGGAGGCGACUGAACGCUGAGCAUAAAGGAAUGGAGUGCGAUGAUGUCUGUGACUCCAACGGCAAUCAUGACACAUCGCUCUGCACGAAACAUAAAAAAGAGGCAAAAGCAAGAGAGAUGGCCAUCGGGCGCAUCGAGGAAUCUCUGCCAACGAAAGCCGUUCAGUUCAAGGCCGCAAUUUUCGAACUCCAAAUGCCUAGAGAGUUUGCCGCCUGGAGGGACAUAACUUGGCUUAUUGUCAAUGACAUUGGGCAACGAGAAGCUGUCCAAGCUGAGAAGAUGCACAUUACGGUGCGCGCAUAUCACCAACUGAAGCGCUAUGCAAGUCACAAGUCCACGCGCAUCACCUUAGGGAGCUGCNAAAAGUCUUUGGCGGACCGUGCUCAGUACAGGUUCGAGAAACUUCCUGCGACACUAGCGGAGACUUGCAUAACCAACUGCCACGAGUAUAAGCUCUGGGAUCAGCGUAAGAAACGUUGGGUGUCGUGGCCUGGUGUUGCGCCGAGUUUCAAGAGUNUUUGCACACUAUCCAUAUGUUCUGGCCCAUACGAAAAUCUAGAUUGGACUAUUCGCACCACUCAACACACCAGUAACGAGAUAAUAUCACGGCAGUACGAACGCGACAACCAUCUCGAGAAGACAGAGUAUCUCUCUUUUGGCACCCUCCGAGCUGGAGAGCGAGUUCAGUGGGUAAACAUCCUGCGUGAGUUAGGCUGUACAAACCUAGACUUCGCACAUCCUGCUGUAGUGAUUCUUGUUCUGCAAGCGGCUUGGGAAGCUGGCAGUCCGUCGAAUGAUGUUCUCCGAACUGCACAUGCGGAGUUUGCCAAUCCUGCAUUUUGUGGUCGGCUUCUCCUUCUCCUUUGGCGAAAAUUGAUCGCUAUCGAGAACAACUGGGACAAGCAAUACAGUAUGAUGGUUGUAAUAGAGCUCACUUUGCGUCUAUUGUCCUUGACUUCCGUCGCUGAGACGAAGUCAGGUUGUCUUGAGCUCUUGCGCAGAGCAAGAAGAGUCGCGCUCGCAUGGUGUCACCAGAUCGGAACGCGAGUACAUCAUCUCCCAAACAAGGAGCCAACACAGACUGAUAGCGCUAGCCGUCUAUUCUUUGCCGCUCUGCUCAGCUACAGUACCUUCGACGUUGAGGACCAUCAUAUCGUCCAGGUUCUUGAUUCUGCUGAAGACCUUGCUUCUGCAGUUGAGGCGCAGCUAAUGGUCCAUGAUAACGUACCUCCGAGCACUAAAUCCCUCGCUCUGUUGAUCCGACAAAGUCUUGUUCGUCACGCCAAAAUCGCUCACAAAGUAGAGCCUCGCAUUCGAGGUGCCCUCCACAAACACAGCCUUGGUCUUGUCUCAGCAGUACAGAAGAUCUGGCAUGGGGUAUGUUUAAACCCAGCAUGGACAGUGGUAGAUUAUGCCCGCUCAUGGGUUCAGACCAAGACUAUUUCUGAAAGUUCAGAACAGAGUCAGCAAGUACAUUACAAUCUUCUCGAUGGCAAAUUGCUUGUCGAUGGUAAACCCGGGGGGACCGUACCUGACAACAUAGGAAGCGAUGCUUUGUUCCUACAACUAUUCGGCAACUCGGUUCAGCGGGUAUUUGCAUCCGAUAUUCCUGGGACGGAAUGCCGCCUAUCACAGCAUAUUGACGGGAAUGUGAUGCAUCUUGGUCUUCGGAACAGCGAGGUAGUGAUCAAGGCUCGUUUGAACGGAGAGACAUUUCGAGCUCUUCCGCGGGAGAUAUUUGCUGCGGCAUUGCCCAGUUAUUUUGUCCAGUCUUUUCACCAUUGGAUGAACGAGCGCACUGGAGAGGUCGAAUUUCGUCCUCUAGAUCGACCUUGGCAACCGAGCAAAAACAACUGGAGAAUGCACUUUUCAAGCCUGAAGUUUGAUACUGCGAAGGCUGUGUUCCACCAGGGUUCCAGAUACUUCGUCGAUAUACACAGCGUGGUGGGUAGAUCCAUCUCAUCCCUCUUUUCCUCACUCGAACGACCUUCGCGAUGCCACAUUNUUUUCGAUAAAAGCGAUCCCUCGAAGCUGGAAGUCGAAAUGCCAAGAUACAGCCUGCAUUUUACCGUCUCCCUGCAGGGAGAAGUCAGAUCUCUCGAGUUCAAUGCUGUGGUAGAUGGCAAUCAGGCAGUCGGUACCAUGAUAGGAUUGCAGAACAAACUCGUUCUCCGCACCACCCCUCCGAUUGGAUGUCCUGAAGAACGACAGAUCCUGGUACCGUUUGGUGCAGUUAAGGUUAACAAGGUUGGCCAUCAUGUGUCAGUUUUCAUUCUUGAUGACGCUGCUCCGAAGCGACGUUAUUUCGUAUACAAAUUGGACCGUCAUCUUCGCCAACUUCGAGGCGCUCAAGAUCUGCUUGGUCACCUUUAUCAGGCCUAUCUUCAUGCUUUUACAUCAUUCUACCUCCCUGACCCCUUCAUAAGGACUACUGGCACUGAAGAAGCGCUCAAAAUUCUCGGAAGCGCUUACAACUUCACAUCUACUGCGUUGCAAGAGGAUGAAAAAGUUCUUUUGCAGAAGAUCGCAGCUCUUACGCCCAUGCGUGAGUAUUACCCCCGGNGACGCAAAGUAAUGCAGACAGUCACCUGGGACCCUAAUCUUCCUGUGUUAUCUCAACAUGGUGAUUUUGUGUUGGCAGCUCAAGCGAUCGUGGAGCACCAUCGAAGGUGCGAACAAGCAUGCGAUCAGCAUAGUGAUGUGUCGCUUCAGAUCAACCGUGGAGAGCCUCAUCUGCUUGAGCGAGCUCGAAAGAGAAAUUCUGCUCUGGUGAGGUCUGGUCUAGUAUCUUCUGNNAUAUUUUCUACUCACGAUGACCUUGUCUACAAAGGCCGUGACAAAUCCUACUCCAGCUUACAAUCGCAGCGUGUGCUUAAAAUUGCCGCGGGAGUCAAAGAGUGGUCCUCCGAUAAUCUCUUUGUUGAAGACCUUGAGUCUGUCAUCAAGAAGUGGGGGAAAGUUUCUGGUUAUCAGACCAGAUUCGAUCACAACAAAUUUUUGACGUACGAUCUGACCACUCUUCAGCUUUCGAAACACUGGGGGGGCCUCUAUGAGAUGUGUCGAACAGCUGAAAGAAAGUCUAUGACUUACCCACUCAUGUUCUCCUUCGCUGCCAUCGCAUUUGGACUCCAACCUGAUAUUUUGGCUUUUCUUCGAACACUGCUCGCGUUUGCUGUAUCCCCACUCUUCGACUAUGAGAAUCCACCAACUGAUAAUGAUUCUUAUGAUUUGACCUCUGGCUUCGAGGCAGAUAUAGACCGAAUCCUUUCGAUUGUCAGCAAGCAUCGCCAUCGCCCAGUAUUGCCCGGUAAACCUUCUCAAGUGCAGUCCAGACAGUAUGCCGAGGAGACAGAGCUAGUUCAGAAGCAGAUCAAAAUGGUUGCCAGAGACAUUUUUGAGCACACUACAUUUGUCAGUGAUACACCAGACAAUGUUCAGUUUUCGACACCCAGUCUGAAAUCCUUGCUCUCGCGGGGCGAUAGAGUCAAACCAUUGGGUACCAUCAAUUACAGCCCUAUCUCACUUACCUGGUCUCAGAAGUCUGGAGGUCAGAAGCGGUCAGAUGUCACUGCUCUUGACAAACUUGUGAAGUCUCUUUCCUCUAGAGAAGGAGAUACGCACAAACAGUAUGCUUCUGUCUUACGCUCAAGUCUGGAAGCUUUCCGUCAUCUCCAAGAUCCAUCCACCCACCAGCAACCUCNNGUUUUAGCAUUGGAGAUUUCAAACGACACCAUUUCGAACUCGCUCGAUUAUGUGAGGNCGUGGUUCAAAAGUAUCUGCCAGGGACUGAGUCCAUCAAGUCCGACAGAGGCGAUAUUGGCUGAUGCAGACUUGUGGCCACGCGUUUCUGAAUCGACUUUACUGAGCUGUCUUUCGAGCACUAAGGCAUUCAAAUUGGAUGACCCAUGGAAUACUGAGUUGUUAUCAUUUGCGGAAUGCAUUGCUUCUUUACAACGUGCUGAACGCAUGUUGAAAUUGGCUAAAGUUCAAGACUAUCGCACUCUGUCCAAGGAGCUCGAGACUCCUGGUAGGGAAGGAUGGAGUUCUAGGAGUUGGCUCCUCUUGGAGAUCGAGAACAACAUCACCAUCCGCCCAUUGCAAGUCAGGGUGGCGCAGCAAAUGAUGAGACCAAGUUCGGGUGCCAACUCAGUCAUGCAGUUAAACAUGGGCGAAGGCAAGUCCUCCGUCAUUAUACCAAUGCUGGCUACUGCAUUGGCCGACAGAAGCCGCUUGGUGCGCAUAGUGAUUCUUAAGUCGCUCUUGCAACAGACAGAACAAGUCCUCUUGCAACGGUUGGGUGGUCUGCUAGGACAUCGAAUUUGUCACAUUCCAUUCUCCCGCAAAACCCGAAUCAGUGACGAUACCAUCAGCUGUAUUUCUGGUAUCAUGGCAGACCAUCGCAUCAAUCGGGGAGUGAUGGUCGCCUUGCCUGAAGAGAUUUUGUCGAUGAAGCUCAUGACUCGAGAGAAGAUCAUUUCUGACAAAACAUUGGCUGCAGCUAUCUUGGACCUACAGCGCUUCAUGGAGAAUACUUGCCGCGACGUCAUCGAUGAGAGCGAUGAGAUACUCGGUAUAAAGUCGCAGCUCAUCUAUCCUGUCGGAAGCCAGCGAAUGCUUGACGGCAAGAGCAAUCGCUGGCUUAUUGCACAAGGUGUGCUUCGUCGAGUCAAGCAACACGCGAUCGAUCUCUCAGAGCAAUUUCCAUCCCAGCUCAAUGCGACUUUGGGUAGCAAGUCUUUCCCUGACAUAACCUUUUUGGAUCCUGCAGCGUUCAAACUUUUACUGGAUCUGCUUGUCGCCGAUGCUCUCGAGGGCAGAAUCGUUGGCGUGACCUUGCACUGUUUUUCGACCAAGACGAAAACCGCCAUCCGGAGCUUCAUACAAUCUCUUGAGUGUGCCAAAUCGUCGCACUGGUGCACGAUUUUGAUUCUCCGAGGACUGUUUGCCUACGAAGUUUUAUCUUUCGUCCUGCAGAACAAGAGAUGGCUCGUCGAGUACGGACUUGACUCUACCCGCUGCUUGAUGGCUGUCCCAUAUCGAGCUAAAGGCGUUCCAACACCAAAUUCCGAGUUUGCUCAUCCUGAAGUUGCGAUCCUUUUGACAUGCUUGAGUUAUUAUUACAGCGGUCUAAGUAUGUCGCAAGUUGAACGUUGUUUUAAGGUUUUGCUCAAGGAAGCAAAUGCCCACGACAUCUAUAGCAAUUGGGCACUUGCAAGCGAUCUCCCUGCCAGGCUUUCCUCGUUGGACUCUAUAAACUUGGAUGGUCGAAUUCUCUGUCGAACGGCACUCUUCCCUCAGAUGCAAUACAACCUCGAGUGUAUCGACUUCUUCCNNCUCAACCAAGUCGUCUUUCCGAGAGAAGGCAAGGAGUUUCUGAAGAGACUCUCGGCUUCUGGAUGGGACAUUCCGUCGACUUCUAAAUCGUCAGGUCUGCUCACUACCGGCUUCAGUGGUACGAAUGAUAGCCGCGUGAUCUUGCCAUACUCGAUCGAGCAGAACGAUCUUGAUGAGUUAGAGCACACUAAUGCCAUGGUGCUCAACCUUCUUCUUCGCCCUGAGAAUCAGGAAUACAUUCAUGGGGAAGGCGCUCGCGGUAAGAGGCUCUCCAUUAGAGAGCUGCUGACUUUGAUCUCUCAACAGCAGCCAGUCAUCAAUGUACUCAUUGAUGUGGGUGCUCAAGUUUUGGAAGCUACCAACUUCGAGUUUGUGCAGCAGUGGCUCAAGUUCAGACCCGAUGCAAAGGCUGCAAUCUACUUCGAUAAUCAAGACGAGCCGAUGGUCCUGGAUCGCAGUGGUAUGGCCAUACCAUUAGGCAUCUCUCCGCUUGCCAGGAAGUUGAACGAUUGCCUCAUAUACAUGGACGAAGUGCACACUCGGGGGAUCGAUCUAGCGAUCCCGGUUGGGGCUCAUGCUGCUGUCAUGCUAGGUCCUCGUCUUGUGAAAGAUCGUCUCACACAAGGUAUGUUGGCAUUUCCAACGAGUGAACAUUGA